Messenger RNA from Vicugna pacos (alpaca), 6118 nucleotides. NCBI's taxonomy places the organism in Eukaryota, Metazoa, Chordata, Mammalia, Artiodactyla, Camelidae. The record is from RefSeq and is a predicted model, not a curated record.
UCUUGUUAAUUAUACACUAUUUUUAAUAUUCUUUCAGUAGCCACUCUAGGGCGGUCUGUACCCAUUAGCCAUUAUGUAGUGAUCUCCUCUCUCCCUUCUGUGAUUUUCCUUCUGUAACUACCACUCUUACCACUUUUUGAACAAAGUAAGUCCCCUCUAGUGGUUUAGCUUCCAAGACAUCAUUGGUAGAUGUCAUUGUAUUCAGUUUCCAGUUCCUGCUUUGGGCUCUCGUUUCUCCCUGCGCUGUGGUGCUUCCGUUUUCCUUCUGCCUAAAGAGCCUGUGUUAGUGUUUCUUUGAAUAUAGUUCAAUGCUUUACUCCUAUUCUGGAUUCGUUUUUCAUUAGUUCCUAUUCUUACUGGGUCACAAUAGUAUAAUUUAAACUUUUUUCUCAUGUUAAGUAACUUUGGGAAAUCCUAGAGUCAAUGGAGAGAAGAACUUUUAGGAAUAUAUUUUAAGAAAACCAUUACAGAGACCUUUGCACCAUAGUGAAAAAUUUCCAUGUAACUAAAGAUGAGCAAGGGGUUAGUAACUGAGAUAUGGCGUGUUUAUAUCACCCACUGUUACCCAUCUAACAAAAGUGAUGUUCUGAGUAAAUGAACACAUGCAGAUAACUGUACACACGUCUAUGCAAGGAAGCACUGAACAAGUACUAACUGAACUGUGACUGCCCCUGGGCGGUGGGGUGACAUGGCGGGCAGGCGUUGGGGGUGGAGGACUUCCAGUUCUUAGAAAGGGAGAAAAUUCACUGAGGGUAGAAAUACCAGACAUUAUUUUCUAAGUUUCUUUAAUAAUGACAAAAUUGUAUGAGCUUCCUGUUUUAUCAAAUCAAAAUAAAAAUAAAAAGCAUUUGAAAGGUAUUCACGUCUCAUUGGCUGAGAGGAAAAUGUCAGUCAGACCAUCAAAACCUGGAACCCAUUAGUUUGUGUGUGCAGCUAAAAAUUGUCUUUUAAGACCUUUCCUAGCAAAAGCUGCCUCACCUGUGGUACAGAAGAAACCGUGUGUGGCGAACACUUUUCUUCCACAAAAUUUUAAAGAAUUUGUAUUGAAGUGCUUGAGAUUAAAAAGAAUUAAUUGACAGUGCCCAGCCCUGUCCAGCAGAAGUUUCAUCUUUUAAGACCCAGCUCGUGUUCCCUUCCUUCCUUGAAGCCGUUACUCACUUCCCAGAUUUCCCCGUACUGAGAAGUGUUUUAGAGGUGGAAUCACGUAAGAUAGAGGCUGGUGCCUGUGACUGAUGUUUCUUGGAGUCACAAUUCUGCUUCCCUUAUAGCUUCCUUAACAUUUCUGUCCAUUACUCAGGCACUGAGAGUUCACAUACUGACUCAGUUUUUCCCAUUAAAAAUGUUUCUGUGUAAAAUCACUGAUAUGCUUAGAUGCAUCUUCCGUAGGGGCAUUCCUCUGCAGAGAGUCCUGUUAAGGAUGGGAAUGAUGCGGGGGAGGGUAGAGCUCAGUGGUAGAGCGCAUGCCUAGCACGCACAAGGUCCUGGGUUCAAUCCCCCGUGCUGCCUCUGAAGAUAAAUAAAUAAGUAAACCUAAUACCCCUCCCCCAGGAAAAGCCCUAAAUUAAAAAGAAAAAAAACAGCAAUGACAUUCAUAUUCAAUAGCCACUAAGGCAAGAACGUAGCCGACCUUAGCCCAGCUGGGAUCCUGGAAGCCUUCCCCUCCAGUUGCUGGAUCUUGGGGAGACAGAGGAUGGUCCCCAGCAGGCUCAGUGCAGCAGCUGUUUGCCACCCAGCGUGGCGGCAAUUACUUCAAUAUUUGACAAGUCACCUCAGGUGCUCAGGUGCACCGUGGCGGGCACCUGCGUGUCGGCUGGCUUAGGAGGAGGCUUUGCUCUGUGAUGUGCCAAACCUAAGCAGCAUCCACCGGCUCAUACAGCAAGCCCUGGUAAGCCUGGGGCCGGCCUGCCUCACGGGGAGAGCGCCCGUUUAAAACUCCUAGGGAGUGGACCAGGUCUUACCCCUAGCCUGCCGCGGAACUUGAGAGCUGUGUUGUGACACUUAAGAAACAAUCGCUCGUUAGAUGUGCACAGUUGCGUGUGUUCCUCGAGUGAGAGCGGCAGGGUCUGGGGUGCACUUCAUUACCGCAUUUGAAAUGUUCACUGUCUAACCUAAUUAAUAGUGCUUAAAAUUACCACCAGUUUGUCUCAUAGGAACCAGGAUAAGUUGCCAGUUGUCUUUGAAACUUAGGGUGAUAAGAGCUGCUAUGUAAUCUUCCGUUGUCCGUGAUUCUUCUCUGCAGUGGCACACAUUUAAGUUACAUUUUUGCAGAAUCACCAUAAAACUUCUUUGUUAUUUUUAUCACAUAUGUAUUUAAUUUUAGAAAACCAGCAUUACAAGCAUGAAGUGUAUUUUUAUAUGUGCCUUAUUGAUAUAGUUGCAACACUGACCAUUCCAUUUUGGAGUUUGGAAAAGUGCUGGGUUAGACUGUAUCUUCUAAGGCAUGACUCAUGUUUCUGCCUCCUCCUUGAAGCCUUUCCUUUGUUCAGUGCCCCAGUCUCUCUUGAUUUUCCUUACUGAGAAAUGCUCUAGCAUUUCCUAUGAAUAACGUAUUAUUUUAUGCUGGAUUGUUCACAGUGUUCUGUUAUUGCUCAUUUUUUCCGUCAGUAGAGACGCUCCCUGGAAUUGUGUGCUUUCCAUGACGGAACAUCAGAACUAAGCACAGAGAAGCUGUCUAGCAGUUACUUGACAUGUGUUGCUCAGAACCCAAGAUACAACAGAAGAAUUCACUAAAUGCAGUAUUUCCCUCCAAAAGUGUAGACAGUUUAGCUCUUCAGACUAUGCUCGUGUGAGGGUAAGAACACUAGCUGAGCAGGAACAUGUUCACAUCCUUCCAGGGCUUGGUGACGUUCAGGGAUGUGGCUGUGGACUUCUCCCAGGAGGAGUGGGAGUGGCUGAGCCCUUCUCAGAGGACCCUGUACAGGAGGGUGAUGCUGGAGAACUACAGGAGCCUGGUCUCGCUAGCAGGAGUUUCCGUGUCUAAGCCAGAUGUCAUCUCAUUGUUGGAGCAAGGAAAAGAGCCCUGGAAGGUGAAGAAGGAGUGGACGGGAGGCACACGCCCUGAUUGGGAGUAUGUGCUUAAAAACAAUGAACUUUCAUCAAAGCAAGUAAUUUAUGAUGAGUCAUCCAAAUCAGUGACAGUGGGAGGAAGCCACCUUAGUUACCGCCUUGACUGCUCCAGUUUGAGAGAAAACUGUGAAAGUGAGGACUGGUUUAAAAACCACUUGGGAAGUCACGAGGUACAUUCUAGGCAGCUGAUCAUCACUCAUAAAGAAAUCCUCUCUGAAGGUCAAAGUAAUGACUAUAUUAGAUCCUGGCAAACUUUACAUCAGGAUGCAAUGUUCGGUAUAAAACAGAGUUUUCCCACCAAAGACAGAAUACUUCAGCAUGAGCCACAGAAGAGAAGCUACCGGAAAAAAUCUGUUGACAUAAAACGUAAGAGAGUCUAUGUAGAAAAGAAACUUUUGAAAUGUAGUGAAUGUGAGAAAGUUUUCAAUCAGAGCUCAUCUCUGACUCUCCAUCAGAGGAUUCAUACUGGAGAGAAACCCUAUGCGUGCGUCGAAUGUGGGAAGACCUUCAGCCAGAGUGCGAACCUAGCUCAGCAUAAGAGAAUUCAUACCGGAGAGAAGCCCUAUGAAUGUAAAGAAUGCAGGAAAGCCUUCAGCCAGAAUGCCCACCUUGCUCAACAUCAGAGAGUUCACACUGGAGAGAAACCUUAUCAAUGUAAAGAAUGUAAAAAGGCCUUCAGCCAGAUUGCACACCUGACUCAGCACCAGAGAGUUCAUACCGGAGAGAGACCCUUUGAAUGUAUUGAAUGCGGAAAGGCCUUUAGUAAUGGUUCAUUUCUUGCUCAGCAUCAGAGAAUUCAUACAGGAGAGAAACCUUACGUAUGUAAUGUGUGUGGGAAAGCCUUCAGCCACCGCGGGUACCUAAUCGUGCAUCAGAGAAUUCACACCGGAGAGAGACCCUAUGAAUGUAAGGAAUGUAGGAAAACCUUCAGCCAGUAUGCACACCUUGCUCAACAUCAGAGAGUUCACACUGGAGAGAAACCCUAUGAAUGUAAAGUCUGUAGGAAAGCCUUCAGCCAGAUCGCGUACCUUGAUCAGCACCAGAGGGUUCAUACUGGGGAGAAACCUUAUGAAUGUGUUGAGUGUGGGAAGGCCUUUAGCAAUAGUUCAUCACUUGCACAGCAUCAGAGAAGUCACACUGGAGAGAAGCCUUAUAUGUGUAAGGAAUGUAGGAAAACGUUCAGCCAGAAUGCAGGCCUCGCUCAGCAUCAGCGAAUCCAUACUGGAGAGAAGCCUUACGAAUGUAACAUUUGUGGGAAGGCCUUCAGCUACAGUGGAUCUCUUACUCUCCAUCAAAGAAUCCAUACUGGAGAGAGACCCUAUGAAUGCAAGGACUGCAGGAAAUCUUUCAGGCAGCGAGCUCACCUUGCUCAUCAUGAGAGGAUUCACACUAUGGAGUCAUUCUUGACUCUUUCUUCUCCCUCCCCCUCCAUGUCCAGUCAGUUGCCAAGACCUGUAGGUUUUAUCUCCUAAGUCUGCCUUGAGUCGAACUCCUUUAUCCACUUCCAUUCCAUCCUUGUCCAAUGCACAGUAAUCUGUUUGACAUGGACUACAGAAAUGGCUUUCUAACUCGUCCCUCUGUAUUUGCCAUCGCCUAUUAAUUGUCCCCAUUGCAGUCAAACUUGUAUCUUGAAAGCCUGAUCAUAUAUCUAUCUUCUCCCUCAUUAAAACUCUUCAUUGGCAUCCCAUAGUUCUUAGGUCAAGAACACGUGCCUCAGAAUAGCCUAAAAGGCACCCCCUGCCCCACAAAACCUUGUUCCAGUCUGUAUUCCAAAGCCCCACCUCAUGUCAGUAUCCAUCUCAUUCUUGGAUACUUGGGCGAAAUUAAGAUCUCACAUUCCAGCGUCAAAUAGAUCUGGGUUCCACUUCUCGCUCUUCCAUUUUCUAGCCAUCUGGGUUUGGAGAAACAUCCUUUCGUCCUUUGUAAGCUUCAGUCUUAUUUAUAUUACAGGAGUAAUAAUGGUACUACCUCAGAAGUUAAUGGGAGGAGUAAAUGGGAUAAUGCAUGUAAAUUGCUCAGCAGAGUGCCUAGCAUAAUCACUCAGUAAGCAAUGUAAAAUAAAAAGGCACUGUGUAUGCAAAGAAGACCUGAUCAUCUCAGCAGUGAUUAUCUGAGAAGUAACAAAAACGGCAGCUCAAGACUUAAGAGACUGUAAGGACUUGAUCAGGAACAGUAGUCACUGCCCUAAAGGUGGGCGAUAAGGGUACCUCACAGGAGAGCUGGGUCAGAGCCCAUGAUCAGAGUAAGACGGUGACUUCUGUUCCAGAGUGAAGAUACAGAGAUAAGACUGUCAAUAAGGAAAACUAACUUUAUUAUAUAUUCAACGGUUUUAAGAAGCCAGGUUUUAAAAAUCAUUUGUAAAAAGUAAAAUGUACUGAGAUGUAUUCAUCAUUUACAUUUAAACAAAGGCAAUAUAGCUAUUUUUAAAAAGAAAACUUUAAAAGACCAAUAGCCAAAGAAGAAUAGAAAAUAAAAUUUAAGUUUGACCCACCCUCUCCUAAUUCCAGGUAGAUGAACUGUGUUAAACCCACAUCAUUUAAAUAGAGCUGCUAAGCUUCUAAGCUGCAAUUCCAAAACUGGAGGUGAAAAGAAGCCAAAACCGUAGGUGACAACUCACUAAGUGGCUGCACACAAACAUGUGUGAGUUGGUAGGCGUCAAAUUUAAAAUGAAUACGAGUCCCUUUAGGUGGGCGUGUAUUUUCCAAUUCUCCACAGCGCAGCCACUCCCUGUUCCUUACAUCUGAUUUUUUACACUCUGUGUUACUUUCUGACUCCUGGGGGCAUUGAGUGUGCAGUCAGUGCAGUGACCAAUUCUCAUGUGAAUGUAGGUACAAGGAAAAUGAUGAAAGUUCAAUGAAGGGUGAAAAGAAUAGAUGUCUUCUCCUUCUGUAGGGAAAACUCAGUACAGACAUUAGGAGGCCCCCGAUUAAUCUACAGAUUCUGUGUACCUAACAAAAUCGUAAGUGCUUUUUAAGCUUGAAACAUUGUUAACAUACAAACAUGCAUUCACAACAGAUAUAAAGGAAAUAUAUAAUAAAGGUGGUGCUUCAUG